Durusdinium trenchii is the source of this 907-nucleotide messenger RNA. The record is from the annotation of a GenBank genome assembly. NCBI's taxonomy places the organism in Eukaryota, Dinophyceae, Suessiales, Symbiodiniaceae.
GACUACGACACGUCCUCAUGAGUCCUCAUGGAUCAAGAUGGCACUUAAACGUAAGAGGUCGGUUUUUGCCAUGCUCUGUUCUGCUCUCUAGCUGAUCUGCCAAGACUUGACACAGUUCUAGGCUCGAGGUCGGCGUUUCCAAAACCAGACACGUUUGAGUGGAAAUUCGAAGACCUACGCCAUGGCUGCCUCGGAUGAGAACGUGGAAGAGCCCAUGGCACAGCCAAAGGCCAACUUGCCGACUUGCUACUUCUUGGCCACCAGCGCCAAGUGCACCAAGGGCUAUGAGGGCGAGUACCAAUGGGUCAUCGAGUUGGAGAAGGGUUGGAGCCCCUGGUUCCCCGGCAAUGAGCCCUACUACGGCGAGACCGACGCGCCCGUGAAGUACACCUUGGGCCGCUAUGACUUCGAGGUGCACUUCGAGUCGGAUACCCAGGGCACCCAGACGAACUUGACCACGGGCAAGGUCCGGCGCGUCCAGAAGCUCCAGAAGGGUGAGCCCAUGCCCGCCUGGGAGGGCACCGGCAUCCGCCGCCGCCCUGCCACCGGCGCCGGCGGCGCUCCUCCCUCGGGCGGUCUCAACAGCGCGCCGGCGACGUCGGCGGCCAAGCAGGCACAGGCGAACCGGGAGCAGCGUCGGGGGGGCUAUGAUGCGAACAAGGCGGUGCAACCACAUGCGCUGCGACCACAGGUCUCCCAGUCCGCGUACCAAGCGUCGCCCGUGGCGGCGGCUCCCGUGAAGCCCAAGGCGACAGCGGCGCGUACCGCGCCCAGUGGGCCGGCGCCCGCGCCCGGUGGGCAAUUGCCACGGUACAUGAGGCCUUUGAAGUCCAAGCCUUAAGGAUAGCUUUGGGGGAAGAAGUUGGAUAGCUUUGGGGGGAUGGACGUUGAUUUGAUGGGGGUCCGC